Messenger RNA from Oncorhynchus kisutch (coho salmon), 2473 nucleotides. Its product is annotated as plakophilin-2-like. The record is from RefSeq and is a predicted model, not a curated record. Gene Ontology annotation, cellular component: plasma membrane; cytoplasm; intercalated disc. NCBI's taxonomy places the organism in Eukaryota, Metazoa, Chordata, Actinopteri, Salmoniformes, Salmonidae. Gene Ontology annotation, biological process: heart development; protein localization to plasma membrane; cell-cell adhesion. The transcript is spliced from 10 exons.
AUGGCUAACGGCGGCAACUACCACUGGGGCCAGUCCCUCAGACAGACUCGAGGGCCUCAGCCCCUCUCUGCAGACCACUCAUUCCUGUGCAGCAGCCCUGCGAUUCGCACCGACAACAGCCCCUACCUGAUGGAGGUUCAAAGGGGGGCGAGGAGACAAACAGGCUAUGGGUCAUUCAAUGCUACCCAGAGAGCAGAGGGCCUGGCCUGGCUGGGCCAGGUGGGGAGGAAGAGCCAGAAGCAUGUGGGAGCCAAAUGGCCUCGCUCGUACCCGGCCUCGCUGGUCAGCAUGGAGGUGGACAUGGGCCAGAUGAGUGCGGCGGCGGAACCAGAGAUCCAGCAGACAGACGUGAAGGAAGUCACUGCGCUUUUCAACAGCGCUGACGCUAAGAAGAUGGUGUUCUACCUUCACGGUAUACCCAAGCUGAUCAAAGCUGAGCUGGAGCGCAUAGUGGCGGGGGCGCUCUGAAACGUCGUCUUCGAGAGCAGCGAGAACAAGAUGGAGAUGAAGGACAACGAGGGCGUGGCCCCUGCACUGUGUCUGCUCAGGAGAAGUCGCGACAUAGCGACCCGGCGGCAGCUCACUGGGCUGUUGUGGAACCUAUCCUCCCAUGACCUGCUGAAGGAGCAUUUCUCCAAAGAGGCCAUGGAGAUCCUGACCACUUCUGUGCUGGUGCCCUGCUCAGGCCUGUCUGAGGGGGAGAACCCCAAAGACGCCAUGCUGGCUGACCCAGACACCUUUUACAACGCCACUGGCUGCCUCCGAAACAUAAGCUCGGCUGGUCCAGAAGGGAGAUCAGCCAUGUGGCAGUGUGAGAACCUUAUUGACUCAGUGGUAAUACUACAUCCCUUUUGUGCAAAGUGUUCACUUGUUUAUUUUCAUACAAGCAUUACUGAACAUUUAACCACUUCUUACCUCCCACAGUCCACAGAGAACUGUGUGUGCAUCCUACACAAUCUCUCCUACCAGGUGGAGCUUCCACAGAAGUAUGCCAGCGACCUCCAUGAGUCUCGACUCAACCUGGCUCCAAAGAACAAGACCCCCGGCUGUUUCGGCUCCCGCAGUGCCAAAAUCAUCCAGCGUCUUGAACCAAAGUGCCCUCUGCUGGAGGAGAAGGGUAGUCCCUGUGGGAUAGAGUGGCUGUGGAGCGCCAUCACAGUGCGCAUGUACCUGUCAAUCAUGGCACGCAGCAUCUGUCCCUACACCCAGGAGGCUGCCAUCGGAGCCCUACAGAACAUCACAGCUGGGAACGGCCUGGUAUCCCAGGCCAUCGCCCACACCAUAGUAGAGCGGGAGAAUGGUCUACUCCAGGCCAUGAAGAUGCUCCAGGAAGGAGGGAUGGUUGUGAAGAAGACUGCUGUGUCCCUGCGAUGUAACAUCUCACGCUACAGAGAGCUUCACGCUCACAUUGUCAAACAGUUGUUGCCACAGCUGGUGGUCAUGUUACCCAACUCAGACACGAGCACAGACCUGCCUACAGAGGUGACUGUGUCCCUGUGCCACAUCCUCAUCAACCUGAGCCAGGACGAGACGCAGCACGUCAGGGCCAUCGUCAACCACGGGGCGCUGCCCAAGAUCAUCAACAUCAGCGCAAAGGACAACGGGUUUGGUCCCACCAGGGCUGGCCAGGCAGCCUGCAUCCUACUACACAGCAUGUGGAGCCACUCAGAGCUCCACAGGGCCUAUAGGAAGAUAAGGCCCCAUACACAGUAUAACCUCAAAGGAUAAGAAACAUUUUGUGUGGUGACAAUAGUUUUUAAUUAAUCUGUGUUGCUUUUCCUCUCAUCAUUUGGUAGGCUGGAUCUAAGAAAGCAGACUUCGUCAACAGCAGGACAUCAAAGGCUGUACAUUAAAUACGGGACUAAGUGGACAAUCACAUAGCAUUGUGCUGAUUGAGGCAAUAGUGUAGUUUCUCUUCUGUGUGCACUUGGAUGACUCAAUUCACUGCUUUUAUAAAAUACUUGUUUUGUGUGUUGACUUCUCCACUGUGUGUGAGUGUGUUCCAGUAACAACAAUUGCUGAAAGCUCUUGGUAGCAGACCAAGCUGUCUACAAUGGGGAAAAACAAUGAUUAAAAACUAAAAUGGAGGAUCAGCAAUGACUUGAAUUCCAUUUGUAGGAAGGAUUUUGAGGAAGAAAAUGAAUCCGCAUAGAAGUGGAAGACAAGAUAAGGGUAACAUUAUCUACUGUAUGUUAUGAAUUAAUAUCAUAACUGAAGUAACUAACUGAAGUUGUAAAAUAUAGUUUUGAUGUUAACAUAGUUGGUUGUAAACUAUAUUAAAUUAACUACCUGUUGGUCUAUUACAAAUGUCCACAAUCAUGGAUAUUUUUUGGGGGGGUCAAUCAAUCUAACAGAGCCACGAACGUCGCAGAUAUACAUGGUUUCUUAUUCUACAAUGUUACCAAUGGGCAGAUUCGAUUAUGCUGAAACGCGGAGCACCGGGCAUGAACCAGUAACGUAAUUGGGCGAAAGC